Carassius auratus (goldfish) is the source of this 1031-nucleotide messenger RNA. Its product is annotated as voltage-dependent P/Q-type calcium channel subunit alpha-1A-like. Gene Ontology annotation, molecular function: high voltage-gated calcium channel activity. Lineage: Eukaryota; Metazoa; Chordata; Actinopteri; Cypriniformes; Cyprinidae. The transcript is spliced from 5 exons. The record is from RefSeq and is a predicted model, not a curated record. The coding region runs from base 270 to 1031 and encodes 253 amino acids. Gene Ontology annotation, biological process: calcium ion import across plasma membrane; chemical synaptic transmission. Gene Ontology annotation, cellular component: voltage-gated calcium channel complex; membrane; neuronal cell body.
GGACAAUUAUUUACAUUUUAUUUAUGAAAACUCACAAUACAGAAGUGCUUAUAGAUCCUAAACAUUCGUUUUGUAAGAGUUAUUACACUAGUAAGAAUUAUAUAAAAUAGAAUGUACAAUACAGGUCCAAUACAACUCCUUUAAAACUGGCCCUAUACCAAGCAUGCACUUGUCUCCCUCCUUUAAUUUCCUUAUAAUGUGUCAGUCUGUUUAUCAUAUCUCAUUUCAAAAAUCAAGCCGCCCGACUGGCCACACUUGGAACAUGGCGGAUGUUAACUCUGGGCACAGAGUUCAGUUCCUGGGCUCAGUCUUCUGAGCCACCUGACAAUCGGAGGAACAGAAGAGCCGCUUUUACAGAACUAUCCAGCAAAGAGAGUCAAGCAGCCGGAGAUGACCAGAACACUGCAGAAUGUAGCAAAUUUGAGACCGUGGUAGAGCUGGUGAGGCCCAGAGACCUGAGGAACACCGAUAUCAUCAGCGCCCAUGAAAUGUGUCAAGAGCAAGUAGCACCAUGGGAGGAGAGGAUGGCUCGCUUUGGAGACGAUCUGUCCACCCGCUAUGGAGGUCCAGCGGGCGCCGGGAGAGGGGGAGCCCGGGCAGGAGGUCCCUCGGGCGGUCAAAGAAUGUACAAACAGUCGAUGGCUCAGAGAGCCAGGACAAUGGCUUUAUAUAAUCCUAAACAAACCAAACAGAACUGCUUCACUGUCAACCGUUCUUUGUUCAUCUUCAGUGAGGACAAUGUCUUCAGGAAAUACGCCAAAAGAAUAACCGAAUGGCCUCCAUUUGAGUACCUGAUCCUCACUACCAUCAUCGCCAACUGCAUUGUACUGGCCCUUGAACAGCAUCUCCCCGCCAUGGACAAGACACCCAUGUCUGAACGCCUGGACGACACAGAGCCCUACUUUAUCGGAAUAUUCUGUUUCGAGGCCGGCAUUAAGAUCAUCGCCUUGGGCUUUGUGUUUCACAAAGGCUCUUACCUACGCAAUGGCUGGAACGUAAUGGACUUUGUGGUCGUUCUGACAGGAAAAUAA